Lineus longissimus is the source of this 3451-nucleotide messenger RNA. Its product is annotated as 26S proteasome non-ATPase regulatory subunit 2-like. Gene Ontology annotation, cellular component: proteasome storage granule; proteasome regulatory particle, base subcomplex; nucleus. Gene Ontology annotation, molecular function: enzyme regulator activity. Gene Ontology annotation, biological process: regulation of protein catabolic process; proteasome-mediated ubiquitin-dependent protein catabolic process. Bases 34 to 2853 code for a protein of 939 amino acids. Lineage: Eukaryota; Metazoa; Nemertea; Pilidiophora; Heteronemertea; Lineidae. The record is from RefSeq and is a predicted model, not a curated record. The transcript has 16 exons.
UUUGGUACCGAAGUUUUUGUGUAUUCGUUGCAGAUGUCAAUAAAACAACUGGAAAAUUUUGGCUCUUCCAGAUGGCAGCCAUGUUUAUACAGCCUCGUCCUCAGUAUGCCUACCGGCAAAAUUUUCAUCAUGGCGGACAAAGAUAAAACACCGGCGAAAAAAGAGGAAGGAAAAGACAAAAAAACAGACGAAGGAGUCGAUUUAUCCGAAGAAGACAAACAACUUCAAGAUGAAUUGAACCUGUUGGUAGAGAGGCUGACAGAGCCUGAUGAGAAACUCUACAAACCAUCGUUGGAGAGUCUUCGGACCCUGAUUCGUGCAUCGACAACAUCUAUGACGUCUGUCCCUAAACCACUUAAGUUUUUAAGGCCACAUUAUGAAACGAUGAAGGAGAUUUAUGAGAAGAUACAAGAAGACGAGACCAAGCGUUUCUGUGCAGACAUUGUGUCUGUACUUGGUAUGACAAUGAGUGAUAGCCGUGACAGCUUGAAAUAUCGUCUGCUCGGUUCCAAGGAAGAAAUAGGGUCAUGGGGCCACGAGUAUGUCCGACAUUUGGCUGGUCAGGUUGCAGCCGAGUGGCAGGACGUGGAGGAAAAGGAUACAGACGGGCGGGAGGUUCUUCUGAAGUUGGUGAAGCAGGUUGUGCCAUAUCAUAUGGACCAUAACGCUGAGGCUGAAGCGUGUGAUCUGUUGAUGGAGAUCGAGAGGCUAGAUCUACUGCAUGAAUAUGUGGAUGAAGGCGCUCAUGCCCGAGUGUGUCUGUAUCUGACCAGCUGCGUUCCAUAUGUGCCAGACCCAGAGAACGUCAACCUGGCGAAAACAGCUCUCUCCCUAUUUAAAAAGUUUGAUAAAUAUCCGCAAGCGUUGAGGUUAGCUAUGUCUCUACAGGAUGAUGACCUUAUCUCAGAGAUCUUUUAUUCUUGCAAAGACGGCUUGAUCCAGAAGCAGCUUGCAUUCAUGCUCGGCAGUCAACAGAUCUACUUGGAGCUGAAUGACGAACUCGAAGACUACGACGAUCUGGUCGAAAUCAUGUCAAAUGCCCACCUCAACAAUAACUUUUUGGCAUUAGCAAGGGAGUUGGACAUUAUGGAACCAAAGGUGCCAGAAGAUAUUUAUAAAAGUCAUUUGGAACCCAAUAGGUCAAGUCUAGGACCGACAAAUGUUGACUCAGCGAGACAGAACUUGGCUUCUUCAUUUGUGAAUGCGUUCGUCAAUGCUGCUUUUGGUCAGGACAAGUUACUGAUGGAAGAUGGAAACAAGUGGAUUUAUAAGAACAAGGAACACGGCAUGUUGAGCGCCGCUGCCUCCCUUGGAAUGCUCCUUCUCUGGGACGUCGAUGGCGGGCUGACGCAAAUCGACAAGUAUCUAUAUUCAUCUGACGACUACAUUAAAUCUGGUGCCCUACUAGCUUGUGGUGUUGUGAACUCGGGCGUGAAGAACGAGUGCGAUCCAGCCUUGGCUCUAUUAUCCGAUUACGUUCUUCAUAGCAGUAAUGUCAUGAGAUUAGGAGCUGUAGUCGGUCUUGGUCUAGCCUAUGCCGGUUCAAACAGAGACGAUGUCCUAAGCCUCCUACUCCCAGUUCUCGCUGAUUCUAAAUCCAAUAUGGAGGUGAUUGGUAUGGCGGCCCUGUCGUGUGGAAUGAUUUCCGUCGGUACAUGUAAUGGCGAAGUCACGUCGACGUUGUUGCAGACGCUGAUGGAGAGGUCUGAGGCGGAGCUGAAAGAAACUUAUGCGAGAUUUAUCGCUCUGGGCCUAGCAUUAACUUAUUUAGCAAAACAAGAGGCUGCAGACACUGUGACGGCUGCUCUACAAGUUGUCCAAGAGCCCAUAAAGUCUAUGGCCACCAUGUUGGUAGACAUCUGUGCUUACGCUGGUACCGGGAAUGUGCUAAAAAUCCAACACCUUCUCCACAUUUGUUCUGAACAUUACGAGGAGGUAAAAGAUGACGACAAAAAGGACGACAAGGCCAAGAAAAAAGACGACAAAAACAAGGAAAAGGAGAAAAAAGAUGAGAAGGAGAAGGAGAAGGGAGAUAAACCAGAGAAGAAGGAGGCCACAGGCUUAGCUGCACAUCAAGGUAUUGCUGUUUUGGGUAUCUCACUGAUAGCCAUGGGAGAGGAGAUUGGAGGAGAGAUGGCAUUUAGAGCAUUUGGACACCUGUUGAGGUAUGGUGAGCCAGUCAUCAAACGUGCGGUGCCGCUUGCACUGGGUCUGCUGUCCACCUCCAACCCCAAGCUACAGAUCCUCGACACCCUCAGCAAGUUCUCCCACGACAGUGAUCCAGAAGUGGCUCACAAUUCUAUCUUUUCUAUGGGUAUCGUCGGGGCAGGAACAAACAAUGCCAGAUUAGCAGCCAUGCUAAGACAGUUGGCUGUCUACCAUUCCAAGGAUCCUAACAACCUGUUCAUGGUCCGUCUGGCACAAGGUCUGACCCAUCUCGGGAAGGGAACGCUGACACUCAGCCCUUACCAUAGUGAUAGGACUCUGUUGCGUUCCGUGGCUGUUGGUGGGCUCAUGGCCGUGCUCGUUGGAUGUCUCGAUGUCAAAAAUAUAAUCCUUGGUAAAUCUCACUACAUGCUGUACCACCUCGUGUCAGCCAUGCAGCCAAGAAUGCUGGUCACCUUUGAUGAGGAGCUCAGACCACUGCCAGUCUCAGUCAGAGUUGGUCAGGCUGUGGAUGUUGUUGGCCAGGCUGGUAAACCCAAGACCAUCACAGGUUUCCAGACCCACACAACGCCAGUACUGCUUGCCUACGGAGAGAGAGGGGAACUCGCUACGGAGGAGUAUAUCCCACUCACACCAAUCAUGGAGGGAUUCGUUAUAUUGAAGAAAAACCCGGACUAUGAUUCUUAAUUAAUCUAUGACACUCAGUGACUUUUGACUGUAUCAUGUUUGGCCUUCCAGUGUCCAGAAUUUAUCUUAUGGUGACCCACAAAUGUGAGAGGAUUGCCAUGAGGCAAAGGGAAUAGUACUGCUGUGUUGUCAACCUUGUAUUCUUGGAGGCUAAAACUAGCAGUGAUGUUAAUUUUGAAUGGGAACAAAUCUAUGUAUUUUUCUUGUUUCUGGAAUGGAGUAUUAUUGAUUUCGUACAUCAUGGUAUUGAACUGUCCAGAACUCUUUGACUUAAAACUUUUCUCUGAACAAAAACAAAUUUUAUGGAUUUUUCCUCAGUAAAAAACACUCUUGGUAUAAAUAAACUAAGGGACAAAACCUUUCUUGAUUCCAGCAUCUCUCCUUAUGGUACGAUUAUACAAUUACGUCUCGUGUGCUACCACCUUAAUGUUGCUAUCACUUCGGAUUGCAUCCAUUGAUCCAAUUGAUGGCCACUAUUUUUCUUUGCAAAUGACCCAUUUAGUACCUCCUAAUUUGUUGAAGGGCAAACCUUUUUGUAAAUAACUUUGUGAGAAAUUAGAGAUGUGAAUGCUAUUGUAAUAAAUGAUCAUCUUCUCUU